AUGGCCACGAGUGAACAUGGCAAAUCGCUUGAAUCCACAGGUAGCGAAGUGCGUCUUCGCAUCAAAGGCCUCAGACGCUAUCUAGACGACGACGCACCAGAGCCUUCAAGCCCUGAUGACGAUAUGCCGAUUCCAGAAUCAGAAGAAACCAUUCUCCUACCUGGUGAUAUCCCGGUGUCAGAGCUGUGGACUAAGUUAGAAGAGCUGGGCUAUGUUCUUCCCGACUCACUCUCUCGCAAUGGAGAGAAGUGGAAACCCGGGCGCAUCAAGCCUCAGCUCCACGAAUUCGAGCAAAUCACUGUGGUCCAGGAUGACUUGCCCUCCGAUCCCAGCAAGUCCAUCCACAUUGAUGACAGACUCAUUGCGUAUGCCAAUCGCCACUUCGGCCAGGCGAUCCAGUUCAACGUCGGCGAGGAUGACUCGAACCUCUAUGGCACGAAGAUCGACAGCCUCAAGGACUCGCGGGGGCUUGAGAUCAUCUUUCACCGGACGGUUAGAAUGCCAGAUGACGAGAAGCUUCACCAGCUACCUGGGUCGCUGGGAGCCUUUCCCCUCUACAGCGUUGAGGGAUAUGCCAACAAGUUGCCCAGUGCGAUUGUGCAGGCAGGCGGAGUUUUCAUGCCCAUGUGGCAGCGAGAGGCACUUUGGAUAAGCCUAGAAGCACGAAUCGGCACGCGGUACGCUCUGAGAUUCUCGGUGGGACGUAUCAAUGCCGUCUCUGGGGAGAAGAUGGACCAAGAAAAGGAUAUCUCGGCCGAUGGACAGGGGGUUCAAGACUAUGUCGUCGUCCCGGGCCAGGAGUGGCUCGAUGGGAUCUGUGUCGCUCCCGGGAUUGUGAGACAGUUUGUCGCCAUGCCAUUGGGUUCUGGAUACACUGUCGAGGGCCAAAAGACGGGGGAAGAGAAGCACGGGGGCCUGCAGAUCGAGAUCAUCCCAGCCUUCCAGGAGAGAUUGCGGACUUGGGCCAAAGACCAGACUGGAGACAUAAAGGCCUCAGACCUGGAAUACGGGCGACUCAACGAACACAGCACGCCACGCCAGUUGGGGUUCGGAGUUGGCAACACCAUCAGGCUGUACCCAGAGAAGGCUGUCGAAUACGUCCCAGCAACGGUGGCGGAUAUGGUUGGAGGAGCACAGGUAGACGAGGACUGUCCCGUGAGUAUCUCUUGUUUACUGUCAUGGAAAUACAUGAGUUCGUACAGUGAUGCCCCUCGUCGUCCUCAGGGAGUAUAUCAAUCUAUCGAAAGCAUGGGUGUCGAAAGUGCACUUGCAAAUCAUGGAUUCGAGCAUAUGAUGGCCACAUCCUCCGCAUAUACUCGCGGUGAAAGCCUAUCGAUGGCAGACCAAGGCCUUCCAGCUCUUGCAGCCGCUGACGAAGGUUUCGACGCUGGCGAGUUCGAGGCUGCUACUUAUCAGGACAUGUCGAGAGAACCCCAAAUGAAUGCAGCAGAGUCCAAACCCACCAUCACGACCAAAGACCUCAAGGCGAUGGGACUGGCCGCUGGUGGAAAGCUCGUCCAAGACAUAUAUCGCGACCACAAUCCAGCGUCCAUCUGGAACACCGAAGCUGCAAGGCUGGUCCAUGUGCACAUCCUGGACCCGGCGUCCUGCGAGGCCGUCACCCACGUCGUGCCCCCACCGCCGCCGAUUGAUGCCAUGGGCUACGUCGAAGAGGGCGGCGCAUUCUUCGUCGUGGAAGAGCAGCCCGAGAAUCGCGUUGACGGGGGAGACUUUGACAACGUCAAGUCCGUCUCGGCCAUGGAUCAGCAAAAAGGUGUGCAGAGCGAGCCGUCGCUGGAUCCAUCACAGCCGACCCGCGUCCGCCCUUGCGACCACCAGUUCUGCAAUGUCUGCGUUCGUGAAGUCGACCCGUUGGCAAUUACCCGCAGCUUCACCUCCGCCGAACCCCCUUCGAGAGAGAAAUGGUUCUGCCCGACUUGCAAGAGGGCGGUGUCCUAUGUUGCGGGAUUCUCGGCUCCCAUGAACUUGCCCGGUGAGGAAACUGUCAGGGUCCGGGUGCCGGUUAAUGUCCUCGAGGUCAAGGACGGCAGGGUUGCGUUCAAGAGUAUUCAACAAUCUAGGAUCUGA
Messenger RNA from Fonsecaea pedrosoi CBS 271.37, 2088 nucleotides. RefSeq lists its product as uncharacterized. The record is from RefSeq and is a predicted model, not a curated record. NCBI's taxonomy places the organism in Eukaryota, Fungi, Ascomycota, Eurotiomycetes, Chaetothyriales, Herpotrichiellaceae. The transcript has 6 exons. The coding region runs from base 1 to 2088 and encodes 695 amino acids.